CAGCUUUGACUUGCAGUGCACCUUUCCCGGUCAACCACCACCAACAGCUCGGAUACUAACAUAACAGGUUCGCGACCGUCGUCUUUCUUUGCCUCUCAAUUUCUAUGGAUACAUACAAAGAUUCACUUUGAUCAAAUUCAUUGCGCGUUGUACCCAAGAUGUCUUUGGAGGCGGAUAAGUAUGAGGUGCUGGAGAAAAUCGGCCAUGGUUCCUUUGGAAUCAUCCGAAAGGUUCGAAGAAAGGUCGAUAGCCUAGUCAUGUGUCGGAAGGAAAUCAGUUACCUCAAGAUGUCGCAAAAGGAGCGCGAGCAGUUACACGCCGAAUUCCAGAUUCUCUCAACCCUCCGCCAUCAAAAUAUCGUCGGCUACUACCAUCGCGAACACCUGAAAUCGACCCAAGACCUCCACCUCUACAUGGAGUACUGUGGCAAUGGCGAUCUCGGCCGGGUCAUCAGAGAUUUGGCCGUAAAGGGCCAACGUGCGCAAGAGUCAUUCGUGUGGAGCAUUUUCUCGCAGCUGGUUACUGCGCUCUACAGAUGCCAUUAUGGCAUCGACCCUCCCGAGGUUGGCAGCAAUGUGCUGGGCCUCUUCAGCACAGCAUCGAAGCCCAAGACACCACCGGGCACCAUGACCAUUCUGCAUCGCGAUCUCAAGCCGGAGAAUGUGUUCCUUGGAGAGGACAACUCCGUCAAGCUUGGUGACUUUGGACUGUCCAAAAUGAUUCAGUCCCACGACUUCGCCUCCACCUACGUCGGCACACCAUUUUACAUGUCGCCCGAAAUCUGUGCUGCCGAGAAGUAUACCCUCAAGUCGGACAUCUGGUCCCUGGGCUGCAUCAUCUACGAGCUCUGCACGCGCGAACCCCCCUUCAACGCCAAGUCGCAUUUCCAGCUUGUUCAGAAGAUCAAGGAGGGCAAGGUCUCGCCUCUUCCCAGCUGCUAUUCCAGUGAGCUCAUGGGCACCAUCAAGGACUGCCUGAGAGUCAACCCCGACCACCGUCCGGACACCGCGCAGCUCCUCAACCUCCCUGUUGUUCGAUUGAUGAGAAAGGAGAGAGAGGUUGUUGAGCUUAACAAGGUCGUUCAGAAGAAGGAAGAUUCACUGGCCCGUCGCGAGAAGGAGUUGAACGAGAGGAUGGCCGAUUUCGAGGCCGACAAGGCUUCGGUCAGACAAGAAGUUGACAGCUCGCUGCGAAGAGAGUGGGAGGUCAAAGCUCGUCUCGAGAUUGAUCGACAAAUCAACUCGGAAAUCGAGGCCCUCCGGAAGCGAUUCGAGAGCGAGGUUCAGUCUCGCGUCGACGCUGAACUGCAAAAGAAGACGAUUAGCCUGGUUGCUGAGCCCACGCACGCGCUCGAUCUUGCAACAUCGCAAACGAAGUCAGAAUACCCGAGGUCUUCCGUUGGUAACGGCAGCGGAGACGACGAGCUCUCAUCUUGCACUGAUCUCACCGAUAUCUCCUCAGACAGUCCUUUCACGAGCAAGAAGGCUACUCGCACCCCAUACAGCAGAGCCCAAACCAUGUUCGUCGGUGGCCAAGGCACUCCCAUGGAUAUUGAGAUGGCAUCCCCCUCACCCAUCGCCAUCGCCUCGCUUUCGUUGUCGCCUAGACGCCAUGCCGGAACUCAGGUGCCCAAGCUUAACAACGGAAACCUUUUCUCAGGCAAUGCUGCGUCUGCUGGCGACCCUAUGUGGGACGUGCCUCGUGACAUUAUCAGCAUCGACUCCGACGACGAGGACAUUGUUCCCUCCCCAACUCGUAACAUCAAGUCGAAGCACAACCCGUUCACUUCCAAGAAUCGGCCGGUGUUGAUGUCUCAAAAGACCGCUCCCAUUACUCGAGUCAAGCCUCAAGGAUCGGCAACUGGCUUGAACCAGAACAAGACGCUGCCGUCUUUGCCCAACAUGGCAUCGAACCCCGACCUCAGCCGCGGACUCCGUGAGCGCUGUCAGUCACCUAACCGCCGAUUGAGUAAGAUUCCUUCGGCGGCGAAUUUGUCGGCUGCAAACGGUAGCGAGUCUCCCGGCGGUCUUUCCCGCAAGAACUCCACCAAGAAGGAUCAAGAGCCCCUUGGUAAGGUUGCGGCGAAGAACAACAUCAAGGGCAGAACGCUGGUCGAACUCCAGCAGGCCCGAGCAGGAGGUCGUCCCCUCUCUGCUGUCAUGUCUGGUGGCGAGAACAUGAGCCCUAAGAGGGCAUUCAAGGAUCGCAUCGCGGACCGUCGGGCUAGUGGCGGCGAGCCUGCCGCGGUGUGGGAUCCUGAGCGGGACGAGAUGCCCAGUCCGUUCCUGAUUAGACGCAAGCCCAUGGCCAGAGUCUAAGAUCAUUUCUUUUCAGUUGGCAUACAAGAGCGUUGGGUGGCGAAGAUACCAUAGCAUGCACACGGGUCAUUCAUUGGUUGUUAUUGUCGUUGCUCAUUUAUCACUCUCUUUUGU
This is a messenger RNA of Colletotrichum godetiae, 2432 nucleotides long. RefSeq names its product G2-specific protein kinase nim-1. Gene Ontology annotation, biological process: chromosome segregation; protein phosphorylation. Gene Ontology annotation, molecular function: ATP binding; protein serine/threonine kinase activity. Gene Ontology annotation, cellular component: nucleus; mitotic spindle pole body; cytoplasm. The record is from RefSeq and is a predicted model, not a curated record. NCBI's taxonomy places the organism in Eukaryota, Fungi, Ascomycota, Sordariomycetes, Glomerellales, Glomerellaceae. The transcript is spliced from 3 exons. The coding region runs from base 159 to 2318 and encodes 719 amino acids.